CCAAAUCUAUUUGAAUUGCAUCACUAUAAAAUAUUUGAACUUCCCCUCCUAACUGGAGCUAGGGAAUUCCUGUCAGUGGCAAGAACUCCUUCAUGCUCUGAUUCCUGCCACAAGAAAUGUUUAAUGUCUUCAAAGUUUUGGAAUGUCACAGAAGAGUCUUUGAGUGGUUAAGUUAUCCUUACAAGGCUACUGAGAGUCACCCAAACUCUAAGCUAACCCUGCUUCUUCUGGCGUAGUUUGUCCACCACCCUGCACUCAUCUCUCACCUGUGAAUCCUAGAAGCUGUCAGCAUGCAACAGCGACCACACCCUGGGAACGGCUUUGGUUAGUUGGCUAAACCAGGUGAGGGUAGCCGAUGGGACUCAACCCUUGGUGAGUUAGGGACUUCCCUAGCAUGCGAAGACAGACUCCUGCAGAUUGAGCAGACAAGACUAGUAUUGGGUCCAGCAGUCAAGAAGAUGGUUUCUGUACAUGCUGUGGAGGGAAGUGAGGGGCAGAUGGGGCUCAUCCACCUGGAAAGGUAGCCCACCAAGGAGAAGGAAAAAUCUGAUGCUAAAUCUCUGCUGCUUUGUGGAAUAUCUUCAGGAGAAGAAAAGGCUAAGGAGCAGGGCUUUUUCUCAGCCGGAACUUGCCAGAAGUCAGUUUCAGCACCUUUCAAGUGGGUGCUAUUGCCAUUCUAAGAGAAUGAGGGAGGUUUUCAUGGCUGCUAUUUGCCCUGCAAGAGAAAACAAAGCAUACAGACUUUCAACAAUUCCUUGCAGACCCAGCGACUCCAAAUUCCUAGAUACUGGAUUCCUAUCAUGCUGCUUUUUAACUGACCUGAAGUCAGCUGCAGGUUAUAUCAGUCUAAGGUCUUUUCAACAACAGAUGAACUUUUACAGUUCAAUCGUAUACAUUCCUACUCAGAGACACCAAAGAUGCUGACGAGGAAGAUUAAGCUUUGGGACAUCAAUGCCCAUAUAACCUGCCGCCUUUGCAAUGGUUAUCUUAUUGAUGCUACCACUGUAACGGAAUGCUUGCAUACCUUCUGCAGGAGUUGCUUGGUAAAGUAUUUGGAAGAAAAUAACACCUGUCCCACAUGCAGGAUAGUUAUACACCAAAGCCAUCCACUACAAUAUAUUGGUCAUGACAGAACAAUGCAAGAUAUUGUUUACAAACUUGUUCCAGGUCUUCAGGAAGCGGAAAUGAGAAAGCAGAGGGAUUUCUACCACAAAUUGGGCAUGGAAGUACCAGGUGACAUCAAAGGGGAGACGUGCUCAGCCAAGCAACAUUUAGAUUCCCACCGUAAUGGGGAAACAAAAGCAGAUGAGAGUACAAACAAAGAAACGUCGGAAGAGAAACAGGAAGAAGAUAAUGAUUAUCAUAGAAGUGAUGAGCAGGUAAGCAUCUGCUUAGAAUGCAACAGCAGCAAAUUGCGUGGAUUGAAGAGAAAAUGGAUUCGCUGCUCUGCACAAGCUACAGUCUUACAUCUAAAGAAGUUCAUUGCCAAAAAGCUUAAUCUUUCUUCUUUUAAUGAGCUGGAUAUAUUAUGCAAUGAAGAAAUUCUGGGCAAGGACCACACUCUCAAAUUUGUAGUUGUUACGAGAUGGAGAUUUAAGAAAGCACCUCUACUGCUACAUUACAGACCCAAAAUGGACUUGCUGUAAGAACUAUUUUGUCCUUCUGGACGGUUUUUUGCAGAGACUAUCAUCGGGCACCUUCUUAGUGCAUCACGCAAUUGACCCGUGACACAGACCAGCAGAAAUCAUUCCCGAGAACAGUAGUGCUCUCCUGUUCAACCACCCUGAAUCUUUCUCUGAGGGAUGCAUUAACCUGACUUUCUGGACAGAAAAAUAUUUAUACUUUUUUCUACAAAAAAAAAAAAAAAGGAUAUCGCAACUCGAGAGGACACUACCAGCACGAAGUUUACAGACAUUGAAAACACUUCACAGUUCCCUGUGUGUAGCUCAGUUCUUGGUCAUCAUCUUGCAAAGACGCAAAAUAGGUUUAAAGUGUUGUGAAGGAGAUGAAUUUCGAAUUUGUUGCCCCAAGCCACUUUUGUGUUGCUUCACAACGUAACUUAAAUGUGGCACAUUUUUUUUGCAAGAUUUUCUGUCUCUUUAUACCUCACGGCCAUCUUGUCUGUUAGUAAGCCAUUCCUAGAUUAUUUAACAUUGACAAAGAUCUAAUGGCUGGCAGUGAAUUUCCUGUGUUUCACUGUUCUAGACUGUUCUCCUUGGUUCCUUUGCUGAUGCAUUGGAUGAGGUUAUCGGAAGAUUUUCGAUUGUUUCCAUUCGUGGUUUUAUCAGUCACAUCAAAAGUGCUGAGCAUUUAGAACAUAGAUCUUGCGGAGCUGGGGCUGAUAUUGGACUGAGGGAUUUGCCUUUCAGUAAAUGAAAUAAGCCAUUGGCAGCCUUAACUACUUGAACUCCAGUCUUGUUCCUUUUGAACAACACUCUAAUACUAAUGCUACAGCACACUUUGGCGACAUGCGUUAGUACAUUGACUUUCUUUCUGGUUUCUGGUUUCCCUAGUAAGUCAGUUCUGUCCACCUGACUCUCUGCUGAAUUAACUUUAUGGGGGUCAGAUUUAGAUGGCAAUGUGGUACUUCCUGGCCUUAAUUAUAAAUCUUUAUUUAUUUUUUAAUCCAGGCCCCUAGGAAUGCAUUAGCCCCUCUAAACUAUGUAAGUACUGUCUCUCUCAAUAGAGGAUUGAACAGCUUAAAAAAGGAUAAAUGCUGCUCCACUUUAA
Podarcis raffonei (Aeolian wall lizard) is the source of this 2730-nucleotide messenger RNA. RefSeq names its product polycomb group ring finger 3 (gene PCGF3). The transcript has 11 exons. Bases 918 to 1646 code for a protein of 242 amino acids. Gene Ontology annotation, cellular component: PRC1 complex. NCBI's taxonomy places the organism in Eukaryota, Metazoa, Chordata, Lepidosauria, Squamata, Lacertidae. The record is from RefSeq and is a predicted model, not a curated record. Gene Ontology annotation, biological process: regulation of transcription by RNA polymerase II.